Aureobasidium vineae is the source of this 1917-nucleotide messenger RNA. Lineage: Eukaryota; Fungi; Ascomycota; Dothideomycetes; Dothideales; Saccotheciaceae. The record is from the annotation of a GenBank genome assembly.
UACUAUUUCUCCUGGCAACGACUGUCGCGAAAGUCUCGUGUAGUGUGCAACCACUCGUUAUCAACCCGAGUGAAACCUGGNGAUGGUCUCGACGGCACAUGGUCCUCAUUCAAUCUGAGUGUAGGAGUUCCAGCGCAGAAUGUCCGCAUCCUUCCAUCAUGGCAGUCUUUUCAAACCUUGGUUGUGGGUCCUGAAGGAUGCUCGAUGUACUCCAACUAUAACGACUGUGUCAACUCUCGAGGACAAGUCUUUAACUUGAGUCAAUCAUCAGACUGGAACAAUGUCGGAAUCUUCGAAUUCCAAACGGAGAAAGACCUAGGGUUUCCCGGAAACGCAUACUACGGGUACGACAAUAUCGUUUUGGAUGAUACGAAUAAUACAGUUGUCGAAGGCUCGACAGUAGGCGCCUUUGCUGUAUCAGACUUUUGGCUUGGAAGCCUAGGAUUGAAUCCAAAACCAUCCAACUGGUCAGAGACCUCUCAUGGGCUUAGUCUCAUGACGAAGCUGAAGGANCAGAGUUCAAUCCCCAGCAUCUCGUUCGGCUAUACUGCAGGUGCUCCUUAUCGCUUCUCAGGUGUAGCAGGGUCUCUAACUCUAGGUGGAUAUGAUCAGAGUCGCUUUGAGGUCAACAAUGUCGAAUUUGACUUCGCUUCCGAUCUCACCAAAGACACCAUCGUCGCAAUACAAUUCAUCAACACGCAAGCGCUCAACUCAUCGACCAGUGUUGAACUGCUUCCAGCGCCGAUAUAUGCUUCGAUUGAUUCCACUGUCAGCCAAAUCUGGCUUCCNCUCGAUGCAUGCCAGGCAUUUGAACGAGAAUUCGGCCUGACCUGGGAUUCUACAUACAAUCUCUAUAUCGUGAACUCGACACUUCACGCCUCUCUAUUGGCUCGUAAUGCCCAUAUCAAUUUCACGAUCGGAACCACAGCUUCAGGUCUCCAGAAGACAACAAUAUCACUACCCUACGCUGCAUUCGAUAUGACAGCACAGUCUCCGUAUCAAGGCCUGGCUGAUAGGUCGAGUUACUUCCCACUCCGAAGAGCAGCAAACAGCACACAGUACACGCUUGGUCGGACUUUCAUGCAGGAAGCAUAUAUCACUGUGGACUACGAACGUGCAAAGUUCAACGUCUCGCAAUGUGUCUGGCCACAGAACAUUGGCGAUACCACCGAGAUCAUCAUCAUCGAGCCAGCUCCAUCGUCCGAAAAUAGCGGAUACAGUGGAGCUUCUUCAGGAGCAAACGCAUUGUCGACAUCAGGAAAGCCUCCAAAAGCAGCAGACUUGAGUGGCGGUGCAAUUGGAGGAAUUGUGGCAGGAAGCGUAAUCGGCGUGGCAACCCUCAUUGGCCUUGCUACAUGGUUCAUUCGUCGUGACAGGAGGAAGAAGGCACUUUCGGCAGAAGAGACGGGCGACGAAUCUUCACCCUCUAGAGACUCCAUCUCGCGUACAACAAUCGGAAUCGGAGAAAAGGGAACAACCGUCUUUCCCAAAGCAGAAUUGGAAGGGUCAACAGUUCACGAUGACCCCAAGCCACCGCUACGUCCAGAGUCGAGUCUAGCAAGCCCUACCACUCUCGGAUACGGAGGCAGCACAUGGUCUUCAACACAGACAGAUUCAGCGUCACCUGGUCUAGCGUCGCCGGGAGCUGCAAGCGAAGCAGGAGGAUUGGAGAUCUACGAAAUGCCUGGCGAUAUGCCCGAAUUGGCACAAGCAGAUGGCAGGACGAUCACAGAAAAGGAGAUGAUGAGGCGGCGAGAAGAGGUGUACAACGGGGUUGGUCGAAGCAACCCAGCAACACCAACAGCAGCAGGACCGGCGGAUAGAAGAAGUGUUCAGCCCGAAGAGGUGGUGCUACUGGAUGAGGGCCGAGACGGAGAAGCGAGCUCACGACCAAAUAGCAGGUUUAGCUUUGAGUAA